CAGGUGAUCUGCAAUUCCUAUUGAAGAACUUAUCUUUUUUAAUGGUGAAGAAUUCUUUGUAUGUCGUGCAAUUUGUCCCAUACAUAUCUCAUGGAAAUUGUGCUUAUCUUUAUGGACUUCAAGCUUGGUUCAUACAAGCCUACCUCGAUUAGAUUUAAGCGUGGAAAGUGACACUAUUCCUUGGUUGUUUCUUUUGUUUUCAGUGCUUCCCCAAUUGAGGAGUGCAACUUCAAUGGAGUUGGGCUGUGAUGCUCGGGGCUUUUCUCGUGCUGGUAAUGACACGAAGGUUUGGUACUGUGUUGUUCUAGCUGGAAGGCAAAGCCAAGAACUUAAUGAAAUGCGUGAAACCAUGCGCAGGGUGCAAGAAACACUGUCAAAUGGAGAUUUAGAUACAGUUGAUCAAGAUACUCUCUCAACUAUAGCAGAACUUGCUCUGAAAGAGAAACGGUUGACAUUUACUUGGCUCGAUGGAGAAAAGCAAAAGAGAUACUGCUUCUUUUAUAUCAACUCGGAAAGUAGUUAUGAUACAUGUGGACCUAGAUAUGACAUUACCAAUGUUGCAAAGAUGUUUAUUGUUCGUUAUUCAAGGAAUGCUACCAAUGAAAAUAAUGAUGAUCCACCUAAAAACCGUUAUGAAGCAUUGCUUGCUGAUGAUGUUGAUUCUGCUUCCCAACUUGUCGCACAUUAUAGCGGUCCAAAUAAACUUCCAGAGAUCAUACAAUGGAUAUCUGAGAUUAUUAAAAAUGGAGACUAUAACGAUCUACCAUCUUUUAAAACCAAAACCCCCGAGCUGGUUCCGGAGGAUGCAAAUUCCAUUUGGUCUACUGGUUCUGAAAAAAUCUUUGCACCUACCAAUGGAAUUAAGCCAAAGGUCAAAGGUUUUGUGAACCAAAUUCAUGAUUACCUAGGGGACCCAAGGAUUGGACCCAUCUUACUUCUGGGAGCAUUGGUGUCGUUCGGUCACAUUUGGCUUCGUAGAAGUCAGUCAAGUAAUGCAAAUCAGACAAAUGGUUCACCAAAAGAUACAAGGAAGCCAAAACCAAAGGAGAGGGAGAGGCCAAACUUAAUGAAGCAGCUGCCGAGAAACCAACUGAUACCGCCUUCAAUAACUGAUGUCCUGCCAAAAGAUGCUUAUGAAAUGGAAUUCUCAGAGUCUGAUACUGAGUGAGUGUGCUUUAGACCCACAACAACAACAAAGGGAGUUUAUAGAAGUUCAAGGUUUGUGCUUCGAAAGCUUAACAUUUUGAUAGGAACCCCCCUGCCCUUAGAGUUUGCCAUACACAAUCCUGAUUCUACAAUUUAUUUACGUUGUUUUCUGGUAUUAAAUUUAUGCAGAGCAUUAAAUAUUUUAUAAUUUUUAUUCAGAAAUAUUUGCCCUCUGUCUAAAAAUGAAAUGUACGGGUUACUUUACCAUGUUUGAUUCAAGUUAUUUUCAGUUCAAUUUAUUUGAAAUUAUAGCAAAAGUUGUAUGAAAUAAAAUGUGACAUGAUUU
Messenger RNA from Cuscuta campestris, 1492 nucleotides. The record is from the annotation of a GenBank genome assembly. Lineage: Eukaryota; Viridiplantae; Streptophyta; Magnoliopsida; Solanales; Convolvulaceae.